Vombatus ursinus (common wombat) is the source of this 1363-nucleotide messenger RNA. It is a transcript of the gene CD81, whose product is annotated as CD81 molecule. Gene Ontology annotation, cellular component: membrane. Bases 16 to 717 code for a protein of 233 amino acids. The record is from RefSeq and is a predicted model, not a curated record. NCBI's taxonomy places the organism in Eukaryota, Metazoa, Chordata, Mammalia, Diprotodontia, Vombatidae. The transcript has 8 exons.
AGAAAAGGCCAUGGGAUGUGGCCACUAAGAGGUCACUGGUCGCUUUGGAGAGAAGUGUCAUGGAAUGAUGAGCUGGCCGGAGGCGUGAUCCUGGGGGUGGCCCUUUGGCUCCGCCAUGACUCACAGACCACCAGCAUCCUCCACCUGAAUCUCGAUGACAAGCCAGCCCCCAGCACCUUCUACGUGGGCAUCUACAUCCUGAUUGCUGUGGGUGCCGUGAUGAUGUUUGUGGGGUUCCUCGGCUGCUAUGGCGCUAUCCAGGAGUCUCAGUGCCUGCUGGGGACGUUUUUCACCUGCCUGGUGAUCCUGUUUGCCUGUGAGGUGGCUGCUGGCAUCUGGGGCUUUGUCAACCGGGACAAGAUCGCCAAGGACGUGAAGCAGUUCUACGACCAGGCUCUGAAUAAGGCCGUGCUGGAGGACGAUGCCAGCAAUGCCAAGACUGUGGUGAAGUCCUUCCAUGAGACGCUGGGCUGCUGUGGCUCUGACGCGCUAACCUCCUUAAUCACGGCUGCUGUCAAAAGUGAGCUAUGCCCAAGUGGAAGCAACGUCCUCAUCACCCCCUUUAAGGCCAACUGUCACCAGAAGAUCGAUGAACUCUUCUCGGGGAAGCUGUAUUUGAUUGGCAUUGCCGCCAUCGUGGUGGCUGUCAUCAUGAUUUUCGAGAUGAUUCUCAGCAUGGUCCUGUGUUGCGGUAUUCGGAACAGCUCCGUAUACUGAGGGCCACACCUCUGGGGCUGUUCUGAGGUGUGGGCAGGCAGGAGAGCAGGGGAGCCCCCAGACUGUCGCUGAGUGACCAGGAGACGUCUGAAGAGAAAUCUAGAGAAUUAUGUAUAGAGAUGUUUCUGAUAUUACCGUACAGUACUUAUUAGCAUUUUUACUUUGGAGGGUUGGGGCAGGGGGGCGGGGGCGGGGGUGUUUUUAUUUUUGAAAUAAAGAAGUUGCCAGAUCCCUUUCUGUACCUCCGGCUACACGUGGGUCCUGUGUAGCCAGGGCCUCGAGGGGGUCUCCUGGGCUGAGGGCAGCAGAGGAGCCUGCAGGGAGGCCCGGCUCAGGGGGCCCCCAUCUUCCUGCAGGGCUUGGAGGUAGGGCAGGGACAGAGGCCCUUGCUGGCCCUGCCUUCUGAGGUGGGGAAGGGGAGAUGUAGGACCCCAGCCCUGAGGCCCCCUCACUCACGCAACUGUGGGCCUUUUUUUUUUUUUUUUAACCAAUCUGCGUUAUUUUUCCCAUAUCUACUUUCUUGAGCAGCAUUUCUGACGUUCUCACACUUUCUGGCCUUGUAUGUCUGACUCCGCCCCUUAGACUAUAACUUGGCCUUCCAGGACAGGCCCAAACCAGCUCAUUUCAAUAAAAGGAAAGAACAGCA